Molecule: messenger RNA, 6139 nt
Organism: Hippocampus comes (tiger tail seahorse)
Lineage: Eukaryota; Metazoa; Chordata; Actinopteri; Syngnathiformes; Syngnathidae
Product: PH and SEC7 domain-containing protein 1-like
Exons: 18
Coding region: 646-4869 (1407 amino acids)
Biological process (GO): regulation of ARF protein signal transduction
Molecular function (GO): guanyl-nucleotide exchange factor activity; protein binding; phospholipid binding
Source: RefSeq, a predicted model, not a curated record
AAAUACAUAAACUGCAAGUCUUUUAAUUUACUUUGUUUUAAAGGUUGCCAUUCACAAUAAAAUUCCAAUUAGAUUAAUUAAUUCACUGCAGAUGAAGAAAUGCCAAAAAAUACAAUUUAAUUACCCUUGUGUACGCGCGUGUGCUGCCGCCUGCUGGACAAAUGUGAACCUGCCCCACGUGUUUCCAUCCGAGCGUCACGUGCACUGCAGCAGCGCGUCACGUGAUUCUCAACACGCACGCUCCGCGUGCUCAGAAACAGUCCUGAGAGGGGACGCGCACGCAGACGCAGGUGUUGGCGCGGCGAAGGCAUUGCGCAUGUUCAGUGGCGCCCGGGUGGCCGGCCGGCACGGGCAGGGGCGGGGCUGCGGGCGUUGUGCUCUCUUCUCCCACCUGACGUCAAGUGCACGCGCACGCGCAAAAUCCGCGAGGAGGACGAACCAGCUGCGGCGGUCCGGUCGCUGUCGCUGUGCGCGGGCACCACGAGAUGCUGUCACCGUCGCGAUGGUCGUCAACAUGGAUGCGUACGUGCGAGUUUCCGUCCUGUGCUGACUAGGGGUGCUUCAUUGAACGGAUAUCCCCCCCCCCCCACACACACACACGAAUCAUCUCAAUAACUUCCCACAAGGACACAAGCGGUGGAGGCAAUGUCCCAAUCCGGGAAGGUCGUCCACCUGUAUGUGGAAGUCAGGUCUGCUUCCGAUCCUAGUGUAGGGGGGAAGACAUUUGGAGAACACAAACAUGGUUCUCCUCUGAAACACUCGGGACUUAAGGACAAUACUCGGGACCUCCUGUCCCAGCUCGCCAGCCGGACCCCCACCAGGUGUCAGACCCCCAGUCCUAAACUACUCCACCAAUCUCCUCCAGUUUCUGGAAGGUCUCACCUCAAUCAAGCCUUCAGUUCUCCCAGGGCAUUCAAGCGCUGGAGUCUACCAUGUGACAUGAAGACCUCCACCAAGGCCUGCUCUGACAACAAAGAGGGGAUUGAUGGGAAGCGGUCUGUGGUCUCCUUCAGUUAUGUGCAGAAGUCCAACGUGAAGACUUUAAGCAGUCCAGGGAACAGUCAGGAAAGAGGCACCCAGGUUCACAAAAGAGUUUGUGACCCUUUUUGGUAUGAUUCUUCAUGCAGUCCUAAAUUGACAUUUCAACCUUCAGGUUUCCGACCCGCUCUGGACCCCGUUGGCAGGGCCGCAACUCGAAGGGCUUUGGAGCACUUUGGAUCCCCGCUAUUGAGUAUCAAAGUGGCGCAUAGACUGGAGCGCUCAACGUGGUCUCGGACCCAUCACCCAGCCCGUUGUCAGUCCUGGUCCGGUUCUCCUGUCCUGCACCACAACAAAAACCGCGGGACAUGGGGGUGGCCUUGGACUCCGGUUUCAGACCAGCAGUCCUCACAGUGCCAAAGUCCUCUUUUUCACUCCCAAAGACCUGCUGACUUGGCAGAUGACGUCAUGGGAGGCUUAAACCAGUUGAGCGGCAAUUCUAAACGUUCAUCCGGCCCCUGGAUUCAUCCCAAAGAAUCCAGACCCGCUUCUCCACAUCAGAGCCACAAGAUGAACAUCCCCGUCCACAUGUCAGCUGCAAACCAGGGUGGGCGACCCCUCCACCAGUCCAACCAGCUCCUGAGCUGGGCUCCUGAGUCGCCCUCCCCUCCUCCGCGCGUCCACCGCCCUUCUCACCCUCCUACCGAGCUUGGCUCCCCCAUCAGGGACCCUGGAGUGUCCCUGGGUAAUCUCCGACCACCUGACAGUCUCACCCUGCAUCGAUGUCAGACACCGCAGUACACCAGCGCCAACCGGAGGGGCUCAGGAUGCAGAGAGAGAGGAGAUCACUCAUGGUUGACCUCCAAACCCUUAGUCAGUCAGAUGAUUGAAGAGGCACCGGAUAAGAGGCGGAGUAGCAUUCUUUUCCCAGUCCCGGACAGCGACCAGGCUUGCGAUGGGUCCGGCCAGCAUGGAUCUCUCAGCCCAACAAUGCAACAGAAGCGAGCUGAGCAAAAAAGGAGAGAGCGCCUCCUACUGGGCCCUGUGGUCCUAGACUCCCCGGACGCGGACUGUGACUACCCUUUGGAUGCCAUGGGAGGAUCCUCACCGGGCUCCAGCGGAGUCACGGGCAGUUUAGGGGAGCGGGAGUGCUUGUCACCCGAGUCCCUUCAGUCCGGCCACCAGGGAAACGAGAGCGGAGCCUCGACCUCUGGAAUACAGACGGACAGUGCAGCGCCUGUCCUGUCGCUACACUGUCAGAAGAUCGCUCGGGCCAAGUGGGAGUUUCUCUUCGGACCCGAAGAGGGCGCCGGCAGCGGGCCCGCAAACUUUGUGGAAGCUUCCACAGCACCCCCUAGUGGAAACUCCAGCGAGUCCCCCACCCCGACCCCUCCCUCCUCCCUGCCGCUGCUUGCCGCCAGUCAACAUGUUCGACACGUGGAGGUGGAAUUGGUGACCCCGCCCCCCGCCGCCGCCCAUGUCGGGUGGUCCCCCGAAACGGGCGUCAUCCGCCGCACCCUCAAGUACUCAGAGACGGACCUGGACGCCGUCCCGCUGCGUUGCUACCGUGAGACGGACAUGGACGAGGUGCUGAUGGGUGGGCAGGUGGACAAAGACUCUGCGUUUGGGAGUAACAGAAGUGUCCACGGGGAGGAUCCUCAGGGCUCAGGCCUUAGCCCGUACGGUUUGGCUUUCGGGUCUUAUACGGGAAGGGCUGAGGAAGAGGGGAGUCGAGAAGGAGAGCAGGUGGAGGAAGAGGAAGAUGAAGAGGUGGUGAGCUGGGCGAGUGUGAGGAUGCAAGGGGAUGACAGGAAACAACAAGACGCAGCGCAGGAACUGGAACAAGGUUUCCCAUGCAUGAAGAGGGCGUCGGAGUGUUUUUUGGACGCCCGUCAGCCGGCUCUCAAGUCGCCCGUCCGGUUGCCGCAUCGUCGCCGGGCCACCGAGGACGCCUUCAGCCGCCAUUUUGAGAGCAUCGUGGAGUCGGCGCGAGCCAAGGGGACGUCCUUCCAAAGCCUGGACGGCCUCGACCCUGCGCCCGACUCGGACGCCACGCGGGCGCCGUCCAGCGAGAGGCUGAGCGGCGGCUCGGCGGACAUGCCGUCGUCCGUGCCGAGGGAGGAGGCGGUCCAGCGGCGCGUGGCCAAGUGGCGGCGAGACGACAGCGCCGACGCCGAGCGCAUGGCGCGACACCUUUACCACUCGGACGGCUUCCGCCGGGCGGACGCGGUGCAGCAGCUGAGCAGGAACCGCCUGCUGGCAGACGAGUACCUCCGACUCUUUGAUUUCUCGCAUCUACCCCUGGACCAAGCUCUCAGAGAGUUCCUGAAGCAGGUGGCGGUGUCGGGGCAGAGUCAAGAGCGAGAGAGGCUGCUGCGACAUUUCUCCCGCCGUUAUUUGCUGUGCAACCCGACCGGUUUUCCCUCGGAGGCUGCCGUCCACACGCUGACGCGUGCGCUCAUGUCUCUCAGCGCGGACCUGCACGGCCCGAAUGUUGGGCCAAGAUGUCCUGCGUGCAAUUUGUCCACAACUUGGACGGACUCAAUGAUGGACGAGCCUUCCCCAAACAUCUGCUCAAAAUUUCCAGCCACCCUCGUCAGCACCAGCGACUCCUCCUUCCCUUUGGCCAUCUGCUCCCUGUUUUGCAGCAACCCGGAUCGAGCGACUUCUUCGGUGACCAUGAUUGGCGUGAACAGCCUGCACUCGGCGGGACGUCUGCGCUCGCGCUCGCUUUGCACGGUGCGCUACGGCCGCGAUUUCCGCAUGAUGGACCCGUUUCGCUACCCCAGGACGCCGCGCUCGCGGUCCCUCAAGCCGCUCGUCUUUCCCGACCUGCUGGGAAAAGCUCAGGACGGCCAAAACCACCCGCAGGCCCGCAAGAGGAGGAAGGCUCUCUAUAACUCCAUCAAAACACAGAAGCUGCAGUGGACCCUCGAUGAGGAGGAACUGAGGAAGUCCUUCUCGGAACUCGGGGACAGCCUGUGCGACUCGUCGAGAUCGGCCAAGGGGAGUGGCGGCGGUGGUGGCGGCGGCGGCGGCAGCGAUGAUGGGACGUUGUCGGCGGAUGAGACGCCGCCCUGUAGGACGCCGCUGUACAAGAACGGCUUCCUGGUGCGCAAAGUGCACGCCGACUCGGACGGGAAGAGAACGCCGAGAGGCAAGCGAGGCUGGAAGACCUUCUACGCCAUCUUGAAGGGGCUCAUCCUCUACCUGCAGAAAGGCGAGUACCGCGCCGACAAGCCGCUGACGGACGACGACCUGAAGAACGCCGUCUCCAUCCAUCACUCGCUCGCCAUCAAAGCGGCCGACUACAAUAAACGUGCAAACGUCUUCUACCUGCGGACUGCAGACUGGAGGCUCUUCCUCUUCCAGGCUCCAAACGCCGAGCAGAUGCAGUCGUGGAUCACCAGCAUCAACACGGUGGCGGCCACAUUCUCGGCUCCGCCCUUCCCGCCCGCCGUCGUCUCCCAGAAGAAGUUCAGCAGGCCUCUGUUGCCGGGCAACAUGUCCAAACAGUCCGAGGAGGAGCAAGCGCGUUCCCAUGAGGCCCGUUUGCGGGCCGUAUCUUCGGAGCUGGCCGAGCUGCUUUCUUGCCCGCCCCAAAACAAACUCAAAGGCAGACAGCUAGACCAGUACCAGCAGAGGGACCAGUAUCUGCACUUUGAGAAAACGCGCUACGAGACAUACGUGGCCCUGCUGCGGGCCAAGAUGGAGGGCGGUGGCGGCGGCCCCAGCAGCGAGGCCGAGCUAGAGGAGGACGAGGGCGCUCUGCAGAGGGCGCAGUCCAGCCCCACCCUGCACGACGGCAGCCAGGCCAGUGGAACCCGAGCGGGCGGCAAAGCUCGGCAGGACGUCCAAAGGCACAGCUACAGGCAAGCCGUGAAGAAGUGAGGACGGUCUCGACGCCCGCCGCUGGGCUUUUUCUUUGCUUUGGAGCGGGCGGUAGCCUCUCGCCCGCUACGCCCUGCUGCUUCCUCAGGCCAGCCGGCUUGCCCGCUACCCGGAUGGAUGGGCGGGGACAAUGGCGCCCAAAUCGGCGUGCAAAAUGGCACCCAGUCAGAACAGGAUAGUGCCCUGCCAGCAUCGCAUAAACACCUUCUAUUUGCCUCGUCUUUCCUUUUUCCUUCUUUUCCUCUGUUCCGUCUUGUCCUUCUUUUUUUCUUUUUGCCUUUCUUUCCUUCCUUUCAGCUUUUCCUCCAUCUUGUCUCAUCACUUCCUGCGUGGCGACGAGAGAGCGCAUUGACACUUCUCUUUUCUUCUUUUUGUCUCGGGUUCUUUUUCUUCUCGUGCUCCUCUGCUCCUUUUCUCUUCACCUCUUUGCUCUUCUUUGGCUCUUUUCUUCAUCUUGCCUUCUUCUCUUUCCUAUCUUGCUCCAUCUGUUGUCCUUCGUGGCCACCAGUUGGACUCAGGCGCUGUGUUUUCACUCACCAGACGGAUCUGGAAUGUUCUUUCAGCUUCUCCCACGCGCCACAUUUGACUGCAGGACGCGCGUCGUCAAAGGCCGAGGCCAACCGUGAACGGUGAACAUGGCCCGGAGGUCAGAACAGCAUUUCAAAAGUGUAACUCAGCUCCCAAACUGGCUGUUUGUUGUUUGGCGGAAGGACGGCUCAGAGAGCCCGCCCCCUCGCAUACAUCAUCUGGGGGACACUUCAACUCUUCUUCACCUUCAAUCAAUUGCAUUUAUUUUAGUGUGUGCGUUUGUGUGCAUCUUGGCUUUUCUAUGCGGGUGUGUGUAUGUGUGUCUGUCUGUGUCAUAUGUUCUUAGGAGAUAUGUGUGUGUGCGCGCAAACGGACAUGCUGUGGAUGUGCACGUACGUUUAUGGGGGGGGUAUCAUUCAAGAUUGAGCUCAAACGACAAGUGAAGCCCCACCCCCACGUUAGCGACUGACUUGAGGUGGAGGCAGAGGCUAGUUACCACGGUAACCAAAGUGCCCGCCGUCCACCAAGUGAUGGACACAGGCUUGUGCUUGGCGCGAGGUGGUGGUCGCCCUGACAACAUUUCCCCCCCUCCAUUGAUAACGGGAUGAUUGUAAAUAAUAAAGCAUGUUUAUUCUUCUUGAUUUGGGCUUUCGGACUAAUUCAGAUCACUGUCCGUCUUUCUGCUCCUUUGUGAACAUUUUCAUCUGGUUGAAUAAAAACGUUUCUUUGUUCUUCACUGGAA